Messenger RNA from Diorhabda carinulata, 10559 nucleotides. RefSeq names its product homeotic protein spalt-major-like. The transcript has 10 exons. Gene Ontology annotation, molecular function: DNA-binding transcription factor activity, RNA polymerase II-specific; RNA polymerase II cis-regulatory region sequence-specific DNA binding. Bases 391 to 4803 code for a protein of 1470 amino acids. The record is from RefSeq and is a predicted model, not a curated record. Gene Ontology annotation, biological process: regulation of transcription by RNA polymerase II. NCBI's taxonomy places the organism in Eukaryota, Metazoa, Arthropoda, Insecta, Coleoptera, Chrysomelidae. Gene Ontology annotation, cellular component: nucleus.
AGUCAAAUGCCGAACGCUGAGUUGUACGACCGCUCGGCACACUCACCGUCGACAUUCAAUUGUCACAACAUCGCCCCCGGCCACCUGGACAGGAGGACAAAAUUUGAAAAGUGCCAGUGGUCCCUUAUCAUUCAGUGUUAUCAUUCGCAAAAAUUCCUGUACGCGAGCGCCACCCGAACCGACUCGAAGGCCCACGAGGGUGCGGCGGACGCGCCGCCCUUAUCUGAGCCCCCUCCACGCAGAUCGGCGCUUGUUAGACAGCACCGCGACGCCGAUCUGAUCGUAUGCUACCUGCACCAAUCAUAACUGAUAACAUGAUGUGCGGAGAGUUAAAGUGAUCUUUUAUUUUUUUAUUUGAUUUUGUGGACAGUGACUUGUGUUGUGAUUGAAAUGUCUAGAAGAAAACAGGCUCGACCGAUUCGACUCCUCGAGGAUGAAGAUCCAACGGCUCCGGCCGUUUUUCCUUCGGCGCCGAAUAAAAACGAUCCAGCAAAUCACACGGAAACAGAAGUAUCAGCCGAACCCGUUGCUCCCGAAGAACUACCUGAAGUACUAAUGUGUCAACGAUGCCAGGAACAAUUCACAGAUGUACAAGAAUAUUUAACACACAAAGAAGAGUGCGACAAAAAAGCUAUAAAACACGAUGACCCAGCUCAUUCAGAUCCGGAAGAUAUGGUGGUAUCAGAAGACGACGAUGACGAUGAAGAAACGGGUAAUAAAGGUAUAGAAAAGAUGCGGAGAAAUCGACAAGACGCCGCUAAUAAUAAUAGCGUCGAAGAACAUUCUCCGGAUGCCGAAAGUCAAAGAUUAGGUUUCCCGUUUCCUCUAUCGGCGGCACCAGGUCAUGUGACGUUGGAAGCUUUGCAGAAUACCAAAGUAGCCGUAGCUCAAUUCGCGGCAACGGCUAUGGCAAACAACGCCGAUAACGAAGCAGCAUUACAAGAAUUAGCUGUUCUACAAUCGACUUUAUUCACCUUACAACACCAACAAGUAUUACAGCUACAGCUUAUCAAUCAACUCCAACAUCAGCUUCAAAUAGAUAGAACCAAAGGAGAUGAAGAAGAAACAGCUGCCACUUCACCUUCGGCAUCCGAAAAUGUUGAUGAAAGUGAACAAAAUCAAUCGGGAUGUUCACCACCACCUCAAGCUUUACCUACAUCUCGCGAACCGACUCCAGCUUCCCUACCUCCAGUUAUGCCGCCUAACGUGCAACCUUCACCAGCUGCCGAACCUCCAUCGCCGGAAGUUUCGGUUCCAUCGUCGAUGGCUCAGCAAAUUCAACCUCCGAUGUGUUCGAUAUCUUCGUCAUUAGCGUCCACAAUUAUAACGCAUAACGAUGAACAAAUAUUAGAAGAACCGAAUACGUUGGAAAUGUUGCAAAAACGAGCUCAAGAAGUAUUAGAUAAUGCCAGCCAAGGUUUAUUAGCUACCAAUUUAGCAGACGAAUUAGCAUUUAGAAGGAGUAAGGGAUCUAUGUCGCCGUAUGAAUCGAAAGGUAGAAACGAACCGUUCUUCAAACACCGUUGUAGAUAUUGUGGUAAAGUGUUCGGUUCCGAUUCGGCCCUUCAAAUACAUAUCCGCUCGCAUACCGGUGAACGCCCUUACAAAUGUAACGUAUGUGGAAGUCGUUUCACUACUAAAGGCAAUUUGAAAGUGCAUUUUCAAAGACACAGUCAAAAAUUUCCGCAUAUCAAAAUGAAUCCUAAUCCCGUACCCGAACAUCUUGAUAAAUAUCAUCCACCUUUAUUAGCACAGCUAGGACAACAAUCUUCUUUAUCUCCCGGAGGACCGCCGCAUCAUCCUCACCUUGGAUUUCCGACAGGUCCUCAUUUCCCGCCAACUUCAUUACCAUUAUUCAGACCUCAAGUUCCACAACCUACCGACGUAGUAGUCGGAAAUCAAAUCCCACCUUCGCCUCAUAGACUUUUAGAUCAUCCACCAAGAUUAUUUCCACCUCACCCGUUGUUUUUAAAAAGAGAAGAACAGGAAACGCCCGCCGAUUUAAGCAAACCUCCACGAUCUCCAUCGCCCGUAGAAGAUAAAAUGCAUUCGCCAGAACGAGAAGAUAAGAGAGAAAAAGAUUCCGUAGAAGAAACCAAACCCGUACUUAAUACUCACUCACAAAUAAUAACACCGAAACAAGAAACGAAUUUAACCGACAAUGAAAACGAACACGAACCGUAUUCGUCUUCAUUACAUUACGACGAUUGUAGUAAUAGUAGCAAAUAUUCUAACGAAGAUCUUUUAGAACCGAGAAGUCCACCGGGAGGUGAACCGAACGAAAACGUUCAAGACGAACCAGAAAAUUUAUCGAGCAGAAAUAAUUCCAUAACUGGUCCAUUAAGCAUAUCAACCGGACAAAGAUUACCGGCGAAUUUUUCUUUCGGUAAUACAAGUUCACCACCGAGCAGUACCUCUUCAGGAAGUCUAGGACAUUUCCCUAUCAAUUAUUUACCAGAUAUCACCAAGGAUCCAUCCAUUUACACGAAUCUAUUACCCAGACCGGGUAGUAACGACAACUCGUGGGAGAGUUUGAUCGAAGUUACGAAAACUUCGGAAACCAGUAAAUUACAACAACUAGUAGAUAAUAUAGAACACAAAUUAUCAGAUCCUAAUCAAUGUGUGAUAUGUCAUCGAGUAUUAUCCUGCAAAAGCGCUCUCCAGAUGCACUACAGGACACACACGGGCGAACGCCCUUUCAGGUGCAAAAUUUGUGGACGAGCUUUCACGACCAAAGGUAAUCUGAAGACUCACAUGGGUGUUCAUCGUGCUAAACCUCCGAUGAGAGUAUUGCAUCAAUGUCCCGUUUGCCAUAAAAAAUUCACGAACGCUUUGGUGCUUCAACAACAUAUCCGCCUCCACACUGGAGAACCGACAGAUCUCACUCCAGAACAAAUCCAAGCAGCCGAAAUCAAAGAUUUUCCUUCCCCUGGUGGGUUUCCGGGCCUUCCGAAUUCCAUACAUCCAUUCCUUAAUCAAGGUUUUGCCGCUCCGGGACUUUCCCCGUUAGGCCAUUCCGGUAUGCCUCUCAAUAUGCGAUGUGACCGAGAUAUCAAAUCUGAGCAUGGUAGUAUGGACGAUGAUGAAGAUGACGACGACGACGAUGCGAUGAGUACGUGCGAUAAUCCUCAAAUACCUCCGUUUUCCUCAUCGCCUUCGGAUGUUCAAAAUGUCGGAAUGCCGGCGUCGCAAUUUUCUGGAAGUGGGCUCAGUUGUUCAGCGGAAGAUUUGUGCUCUAAUAGAACGACUACGCCACCUCCGCUUCAAAACGGCGAUAAAUCUCCAAGUCAAUCCGGAGUUACUAGUCCCGGAAGUGCCGAUUUACGAUCUUCUCCUAAUAAUACGUCCGUCCAGAUUCCACGUCCUCCGUCUUCACAACAAGCCAGUAGUCCGGCACCAUCUGACAAUUCUAUAGGUGCUCUUGAUUUAACACCGAGGAAUCAACCUCCGAUUACGAGUCCCGGACCACUAACACCCAGUGGUGCUCCUUCGAUGUUUCCUUCGUUUGGGCUUUUACCUUCUGGCGGUCAAUCACCGUUGAUGUCAUCGGCAUUAUCAUCACUUACAUCGUCAGUUCUAACGUCGACGUCGUUCAGUCCUUUGAGGUUAGCUGUCGGACCUAUCGGAGCGUUAGGACGUGGGAACACAACCUGUAACUUAUGCUUCAAGACUUUCGCUUGUAACUCUGCACUUGAAAUCCACUACAGAAGCCAUACCAAAGAAAGACCCUUUAAAUGCACCGUUUGUGAAAGAGGAUUCUCGACAAAGGAUGGUUGUCAAUGUACGCAGAGGCGUAUCCAGGAGGAAGUAGAACACUUGAGAGCGCAAAAUCAAAAAUCGUCACUGUUCAACUCCGUUCCUUCAGUAUUUUGCUUACCGAUGACGCCUGGAUACGCCUCAUCAAGGACUAAAAAGGCGGGUAACAUGAAACAACACAUGCUAACACAUAAAAUACGAGAUAUGCCGCCUCACAUGUUCGACAAUAAACCGCCUAAUAUGAAUAGUGAGGAUAGUACACCGUUACCUCCAAGUUUACCUAAAAUGGAACCUCCAAGUGAUAACGAACAACCCCAAACUCAAAACCCUCUACAACCUCCUCAAGUACUUCAGCCGCCUCAGGUACCAUCGCAACCGGAGAAACAUGAGCUGGAAUCGCAGCAAAUCAAAAGAGAACCCACUGAGACUGAACUACCUUUACCUAAACGCCCUCCCAGCUUACAAUCAAGUAAGCAUUUGUGCCACGUGUGCAAUAAGAACUUCUCUUCGAGUUCAGCCCUGCAGAUUCACAUGAGGACCCACACGGGAGACAAACCCUUCAGAUGUACAGUAUGCCAGAAGGCGUUCACCACCAAGGGUAAUCUCAAGGUUCACAUGGGAACUCAUAUGUGGAGCAACGGGGCAUCUCGAAGAGGUCGCCGCAUGUCUCUCGAUCUACCUCCCAUUCCCAUGACACCCAAGGAUUCAGAAUUUCUCCAGCGGAGACCAGAUCUCUUCUACCCGUACCUACCGGCUCCAUUCCUUAACGGAAUGCAACAAAAGCUAAACGAAAUAUCUCUAGUCCAGAAUAAUCACAACGGACUAACGGGAGCGGGUAAAUAUAGUGGCCUCUUAGGCUUUGGUUAUCCGCCACCGGAAUCCUUAAGAUCUCAGGCGAGUUCUCCCGAACGCUCCGAGAGACCGCCCAGCCACGAACCCGACACCAGAGGUCUUUGGGAUCUUCAUUUCGAAAGGAAAAGCGCAGCCGAUGCGCCUAGAGAAGAUCUUCUAACACCAACAGCUAACAGGGAGGGGUUGGCUGCCUGAAAUCAGCACCCCUGCGGCGCUAUUCCUACUUUGCUAGUCUAGAAUAAGGUGUUUCAGAUGAUUAAAUCAAAAAUUUUUAUGUAGAAUAACGGUAGAGAUGAAUGGAGAUAUAAUUUUAGUGAUUAUGACUGAAUUUUGUGAAUAUUCCGAUUCACAUUUCGAGCUAUUGAAUGUAAAAUUGUUUUCAAAAACACAACCUAAUCCGUACAUCUCUAUCUUCAAAAUUUGACAUCAUAAAAAACCUUUAUUUUUUUUUGAAACAUCUUUGGAUUGAAACGGAUAGAGGCAAUGACUUUUACUGUGAUACAAUAGCUGUAACAAGCUGCAAAAGGUAGCUGAAAAGCUGCUAUGUAAUUAGAAAUAUUUAAUGAAGAAAAUAGUUUUUAGCGUCUUGUAUUAUAAUAGCUAAGUGUAUGGUUACGACUUUUUGAAUUGCUUAGUUUCUAAUUACUCCUUAAUUGUUAAUCAUUCCCCAUCACUUGAAUCAUCAGUUUUCAUUCUUUUUUACUUCAAUACCUGAUUUUUGUGGUCUGUAAAAAAACCUGGCAUUCCCUAUAGUUUUGAAAUAAAUUACACUGAAGCCCUAUCGUAUGCGAAGGAAUUAAUGAAACGGGAUCUCGUCAGCGGGUUCACACUUUCCCUUUUUUUUCGUCUGGAGUAUCCUUUGUAGCUUUUUCCAUAACGAAUCGGUGGCUAAACUUCUCCACAAAAUUCUCACUCAUUCCUAAUCAAUCCCAGAAAGAAAUCAUGUUCAAGAAGUAAACUUUAAACCGUCCCAAGAAGAUUCAACUUUCCAACUCGAAUAGAAAAACAUUCUAAUAUUUUUUCGAUUCCGAAAAACUUCUUUGAACAAUAAUUUUCAUUUAAGGACAGGGAGGAUUCAAAAUUAACUGAAGCUAACGGAAGCUCGUGCUUACUAAACUUUCCCACGAACUUCCCACAAUAAUCCCCCAACUUAUUAGUGUUCCAGUAGAUUUUUUAUCACUUCAAUUUCAUGGUGAAAGUGUUUAACUCAAUCAAUACUAAUCUCUCUUAAAUCGACUGGAAACUAAUCGCGAUAAUUGUUCAAAAACUUUAAAACUUCCCCAAAUGUUCAGCUUUUUUGUCUUUCCUCAUCUUGUCUCCAAAUUGUGACUCCACUUCUUUUGUGGUCGACCUCUACUUCGUGUUCUAAUUGGAGAUGCAUCCCUCGCUGUCAUUCGACUUAUAUUUUGGUUCAAUUGAUUUUACGCUGUGAUACCAAUUCGUAAAUGUUAUCUAAGUCAUAUUUUUUCUCAACAGUGGACGCUUUUAGAGAUAUAUAAUAAUGACCAUCUUCACAAACUGAUUCUUGAGGCUCAACUUGAUAUGUAGAAUGUUCUUUUCGAUAAAGACUAACUGAAAGGUCAGUUGUUUUCACUUCAUAGUAUCUGUACUGUCUCAUUAACUCAAAAAACUUCCAAAACAAGAAACAUAUCAUUAAAAAUUUUGUUUAGAAAAUGUGUGGUGCAUAAAAAUUUAUUAUUCUAAAUAAUUAAAAGUACUUUUGACAUCUUUGGAAUGUUUUGUAACAUUAAAAAACAAAACGAAAUAUAAUUCUGGUUGCCAAACAAAUACCAAACAACGUGGUGUUUACUUUCUAAUACAGUGGUAUUCUUGCAAGCAACUACCGCCAUCUCUAGGUCAAGCCAGAUACUCCUAGGACCAUCCUCAUCCUGUUUGAUGAUGUCUAGUUGUACCUCGAUGUCCGAUUUACACUCCAGACUUCAUUUACUCAUGUAACAUUUCUUUUUUUCAAAUUAUUAUCAAUGACACGUGUUAAUAUGAAUUAUGUCAUACAUAUGUAAACUUACGACAGAAAGUUUAUAUUAUUAAUGAUUAAUAAAAAAAAUAUGUAAACCAAAUUUUUUUAUGAUAAUAAUAUUCAACCGUAUCCCAAAUUCAUAAAUAACAAACCUUUUAUGUAUAUUUUUAUUUAUUUGGAAGUUAUUUCAAACAAAUAUUUCCAAAUUCUAAAUAACGGAAAUCUAGACAGAAUGCACUUCAUUAUUUUCUUUUUUUAUUAAUAUACAAAAUUAUUCGAAUCGAUAUUAUUCAUAUAAAUAUUCCGUUGUCACAAAAAUUAAUAAAAUAUUAAUAAAAAAAUAUCAUCGAGUUUAAGGUAUACGAGGUCUGGCUAUUAAAUAACGAGACUUAUUAAGAAAAAAAGUUUUAUUAUAAAAAUUAUUCUACAUUCUAAUGCACCCCUACAAUAUACACCCCUUCACUCGCUCCACACUUUUCCAUACGUUUUUUCCAUUGAUCGAAGCAUUGCUGGAAGUCUUUUUUGGUGAGUGUCUUUAGAAGCUCUGCCGUUUUUUGCUUUACCGCUUUCAUCGACUCGAAUCGAGUCCCUUUCAAAGCAGAUUUUAUCUUCGGAAACAAAAAAAAAGUCGCACGGUGCCAAAUCUGGUGAGUACGAGCACUGGAGUGCGCUUACUGGCCAAAUACUGCUUCACAGAUAGCGUGUUAUGAGUAGGUGCGUUGUCCUGGUGCAAAGUCGGGUCGUUUUUUAUGAACUAUUUCUCGCAGUGUUGCAAAAAUUGACAAAUAGUGAAUCUGGUUAACAGUCUGACCCUAUGGAAUCCAUUCAAUCUUGAGGAUAUCGUUAAUGUCGAAAAAAACGCCCAACACUGCCUUCAAUUUUGAUUUACUCUCUCGGCCCUCACUAAAGAGCUCAAACCACUCAAAAAGACGCACACGAGAUAAAGAAUUGCCCCCAUAGGCCUCUUGAAAUAAAUUAUAGCACUCAAUCGGAGUUCUUUCCAAUUUAACGAGAAAUUUCAGAUUGAUUCGUUUACUUAAGCAAAUUCAUGAAUUAAAUUAAUCUCACCUAGCCACGCCACUGCUUAUCGCAAACUGUCUAGCAGGAAAAUUUCAAAGAAAUCGUGUACAUACGCCUUCUGACAGCUUCGGCCAAUAGAAAUGCAUUUAUGUUUACGAUCCGAUGCUUUCAUUGGUAAACAAUGGAAAUGAUAAGUCCAUAAUAAUAAUAGAGAUGAUGAAUUUUGACACACAUUCAUCAAGUCCACGUGGACUGACGGUUUUUUAUGCGCGGAGUAAACAUUAUUUUUAAUUUGGUUUGAGUGCCGUGCGGCUUUAUGAAAGAAAUGUCAUUGAAUUCGAAUAAAAAGUUUGCGUUUAAUUAAAUUUGGGGUGAUUUUGUCGAAAUCUAAUCUUAAGAAAAAUUUUAGAUAAACAUUGAAUCAUCGUUUUUUGCGUUCAACUCGUACAAAUCAGCGAAAAAUUUUCAUGAAAAUCCAAUAGGAGAUUCUCCAACUAUUUUGUAAAGUAUCAAAAGCUAUUUGAAAUUUCCAAAGCAUUUUCUGGCCGUGCCGGAAAUUUUUUUCAUGGUAUUAUGACUUCCCACAUUCAAAUGAAAAAGUUAAGGACAAAGUUUUUAAUUAUCCGUCACUAAAUAUUGAAUCUAAAAGUACGUAGUUUAAAGAAGUUUUUCAGAAAAUUCCAACCCUUAAUCUAUAUUAGAAACAAUGAUUUCAAUUUCUCAAUUUUCUGUUUAAUAUGCAGCGCGUGAAUUUUUCGAGAUGCCUACAUCCCCUAUUAUAAAUUUCUUAAAUAACGACUUUAAAUUCCGUACUAUAAACUCAGAUGGAACCCAAACAUUGAGUUUUUUGUUUGUAUAUCCAGCCAUUUUAAAAUGUUUCAAACUAAAUGGCAAAAUUGCAAAAUCUUAUCCAAGAACAGCCAAAUUUAUCAAGUGGAAAGGUAUUUAAAAGCGUUUUUUCUAAACGUCUAUAACUUUUAACAGAAACACUAACCAACAAACUCAAAAAAAUUAUACCUCCUGUGAGAUAUGCACCAAGUUGACUCAAUAUAAACCGAUUUUUAUAUAAGGGUGUUUGUUAGGGACUAUCCUGGAGAUAACAAUUGUAAAUACUCGACUAGGUGCGUAUUUUCAUUAUGUACGAGGAUUGAUGGAAAAAUUUUCAAAUCCAAUCGUGAAUACGACAGUUGGGUGUACUUGAAAAAACCAUUUUGUGAUGAUUUUAACAAAAAAUUAGGAAUGGAAAGUUAUAUGUUAUGUAUUAAGUCCUUUAUUUGCAUCAUACUUUCCUGAUUUGGACUUUUUUCUCUAAUGAUCUAUUUAGAACAGUAAUGGAUUGUCUAUACUGUCAUUUAUGUCUUUAUUAUAAUUUAUACGGGGUGGGUUUCAUUAAUUUACCCAGUUUCAUAUUUUCAAUUGACUGCUCCUUAUAUAUGGGACCCAACACCAUCUACUGUAAAAACAGAAAAAUAAAUAAAUCAUAAGUAUUUAAUUUAUAGACUUUUGAAACUUUCUGUCAGGUUUUUCUCUCCAUAAGGUCUCGAAAUUGAUCAAAUUUUUGAAAAAAUAACGUUUCUAUUUCUUGCAUGAUGAAGAGAUCGUUUUUAUUGUCUUUCAUUGCUAAUUCCUUAUUAUCCUUAUGUAUAUUUUUCCGUAUUUCAUCCCGGUACAGAUUACUUCGAGUUCCUAUGGGCUUGCUCCUUCCUUGCUAUCCGGUUUAGGUCAGCUUUUUUGAUACGUAGUGGUUGUAUUGAGAAAUUGUAUUGUAUGUUGUAUUAUCCUUCACACGCAGUAAGGACAAUCAGGCGGAUCCCUUCAGUACUCAUUUUUGUUAUACCCUCUACGACUGUAUCAGCUUUUUCAGGUUUAUUGCACUUUUUUCAAAGUUGCACUGCAAUCAUCUUUACAACUGGGUUUGAGACCGUUCAAUAAAUUAAAACGAUUUUGAAUUUCAAUUAUGUCUUUUCUGAUACUUCUGUAAUCUCAAGAUUUGAGCUCCCGCCUCUGCGCUAUGCACAUGUUAAAUUUUUUUUCUGUUAUCGGAAUAUAUUUCGACGAAAAUGAAAUUUCAAAAUGUGACGAAUUUGAAAAGUUUGUUUUGAAGGUGCGUUUCGUAAUUUCAUAAGAGGAUCAACCUCAGAUCUCAGAAUUUUGAAACAAACUAGAAAUUUGUCAUAUUAUUUUGAUUUUUAAUGAUGUUUUUUUUAUUUGGGAACCUUGCAAUUCAGAAAUUCGUAUUGCGGUGUUAACGUAAAUAUGUCCAAUGGACAUUUUGGCGAUGCCAGUAUUUAGCUUUACACUUUGUAUAUAUAAAAAUUUAGAAUAUGAAAAAAAAUCACUGUAUUGUUAUAGAUGUUGUCCAUUUUCGUUUAGCAUGGUGGCAUUCUAUGUAAAUAUUACUACUACACUGUGUAUUAUAAGACUGUUUUUAUUAUUAUUUUUACCCCCUUGUAUAAGAAUUCGGAACAAUUGCCGAUAUUUAUAGACAAACUAGAUAAUUAUUAAAACAAAGUAUUAAAGAACAUAAAAGUCAAUAUUUUAUCACAAAAUGAAGUGAAUCAUUUUAUUAUAUUCCACCAACUUUUGGAACUACGAAAUUUUUUUUAAAUUUUGAUCAUUUUAAAUGUUAGCGAUUGUUCCCGAAACCCCUGAUUCGAUCCCAUCAAUUCCAGUACAAAAUCUCCUAAUGUAUGUAAAAUUCAACAAAAAAAAUUAUUGAAAACUCGUCGCGAGUCCUUACAUACGUAUCUAAAAUCCAGAAGAACAAAAAAUUCGAAAAUAUUAUUAUAUAUAUAUAUAUAUAGUUAAAAGAUGUAACUACUCUGAAAUUUUUUUAGUUAAUGAUUGAAUGUACAAAAUAUUCGUAACUGGUCGAGAGAGCAUGUCUGUAUUUAUAAAAUCGUACAGCCAGUUAAAUCCUGUUUAAUUAUAAAAUAUAAAUAUUUAUCACAUA